UAGUUUUGUCUCCCUUCUUCUUCCUCCUUGUCUGUAAACCAGCUUCUGGAGAAUUUAAGAGGGCGAAGAUGGAGGGUGAAGGAGAAGAUGCAUCAAAAGUAAUUCACGUGAAGUUCGUGACGAAGCUUUACCCUCCUUUCAAAGCUCCGGUUAGCUCCGUAGUUAUCCCUUCAAAUGUCACUCGUCUCGGUCUCUCUUCCAUCGUCAACUCUCUCCUCACUCUAGAGAAGCCUGAGGCAUUUGACUUCCUGAUCGAUGGGGAGCUUAUUCGAAUGUCACUCGAACAGUUUCUUCUCGCCAAGGGAAUCUCUGCGGAACAAACUCUUGAAAUCGAAUACAUAAGAGCUGUGGCACCACGGAAGGAGGAGAAACCCUCCUUGCAUGAUGACUGGGUCUCUGCUGUUGAUGGUUCUUCUCCCAGGUUCAUUUUGACCGGAUGCUAUGAUGGUUUAGGAAGGAUAUGGGACUCUCCUGGAUCGUGUACACACAUUUUAGAAGGCCACACUGGGGCAAUCUCCUCCGUUGCUUUUGUUAAUUCCCAAGGUGCAGAAAGUGUUACUGUAGCAACCGCCUCUAAGGAUCGGACAUUGAGAUUGUUUAAGGUUGAUACAUCUGAAUCUGGUGACUCUACUACAAGAGUUAGGGCGUACAAGAUAUUGCGUGGGCACAAGGCGUCAGUGCAAAGUGUUGUAGCGGAGAAACACGGGACCAUGGUUUGCUCAAGUUCGUGGGAUUGCACGAUCAAUUUAUGGAACACAGAUGAGUCUGAGUCUGAGUUGUCAGUUUCAGGGAAGAAAAGAAAAGGGAAUAAUCAGGCCGAGGAAACUCAAUUAGAGGGAGAGGCGGAGACUACGUUUGUUGGACACACACAGUGCGUAUCAUCAGUUGUUUGGCCAGAGCAUGAUGUUAUUUAUUCUUCUUCAUGGGACCAUUCUGUAAGGAGAUGGGAUGUUCCGACAGGGAAAGAUACUUUGAACUUGUACUGUGGAAAAGCUCUAAACACGGUUGGUGUUGGCGGUGAAGGUUCAGCACUUGUAGCUGCUGGAGGUUCAGAUCCAGUCCUUAGAGUAUGGGAUCCUCGUAAGCCUGGAACAUCCGCUCCCGUGUUUCAAUUCUCUUCACACUCAUCAUGGAUAUCCACGUGUAAAUGGCACGAAAGCUCUUGGUUUCACUUGCUCUCAGCUUCCUAUGAUGGCAAAAUCAUGCUCUGGGAUCUCAGAACCGCUUGGCCUUUGUCGAUUAUCGACACACACAAGGAUAAGGUUUUAUGUGCGGACUGGUGGAAAGGAGACAGCGUAGUGAGCGGAGGAGCAGACUCUAACCUUCGAAUAUCUUCCCGAAUCUCAAUUUCUUAGAAAAUUAAAAAAAAAAGGUCUGAGUCGACUAUAUGUUGUCUUAUGUGAUGUUAUACUCAGAAACACCAAGAUUCUCUGUUACAGUCCCAUAUGGAUCAGGGACAGCCUAUCCUGGAAUGAGACUCCUACUCGAGAAAGCUUACUCGAGUUUUUGUAUACUCUUCAUAUUUUGAAAUGUUCUAAUUCUGGAGUGACUUA
This is a messenger RNA of Raphanus sativus (radish), 1553 nucleotides long. RefSeq names its product ribosome biogenesis protein WDR12 homolog. The record is from RefSeq and is a predicted model, not a curated record. Gene Ontology annotation, molecular function: protein binding. The transcript has 13 exons. The coding region runs from base 69 to 1355 and encodes 428 amino acids. Gene Ontology annotation, cellular component: preribosome, large subunit precursor. NCBI's taxonomy places the organism in Eukaryota, Viridiplantae, Streptophyta, Magnoliopsida, Brassicales, Brassicaceae. Gene Ontology annotation, biological process: ribosome biogenesis.